CUGUCCGCUUUCGUCGUCGCUCUCCGUCUUCGCUCUGUAUCGCUAAAUACGCCCGCCUCUAACUUAUCUCUCUAACUUACUCCUUCCUCCCCCGCCCUCCGAGUCCCCGCCGCCGUCCCACACGUCGGCUGCAGCUAUCUCCGCCUCGUCUUCACCGCGCAGCUCGCUUUCGUGCGACAGCUCGCCGCUACAUCCCCUCGGGUGUAGCACUCCGGACCACUCGAUCUAGCCAGGAGUCGCCACGACUCCUCUAGGUCGCCGAGUCCGCCCCUCCAUCGUAUGACCGCGCUCCAUGCUCACUUCCACCUACGGAACCAGCAGGCCUUUCAGCGCCUGCUCGAUGGCGGCGGGGGCCCCCGACCCCAGCCCCCCGGGCUCAGCAGCAGCGGGGGCAAGUCCUGGAACAGACCGAGUCCCUUGAGCGGAAACGCCUCAGCACCGCCCCUCGAUGUCAACGCCCGCGACUGGCUCGGACGCACCGUCCUCCACCUCGCAGCCGCAGCCCAGGACGCCGCAGCCCCCGAGUAUGUCCGUAUGCUGCUUGCACACCCUGACAUACAGAUCAACCUCACGGACGCUGAGAGCCACUGGACCGCCCUCCACCGUGCGCUCUACCACGGGAACCUCUCCACAGCUAUCAUCCUCCUCCAGCGCCCGGACAUCGACAUCACCCUCCGCGACCUCGAAGGCUACACCGCCUUUGACCUCUACAACUCCACGCUCGAGGGUACCAAGCCCGCGAGCGAUGACACCGGCUCGGCGGAUUUACUGACAUGGGGCGCGAACCGCAACGCCGCGCUGGGCCUGGGCAACGGUGACGACAGAGUGUAUCCGGAACAGGUCGUCGUCCGCCCGCCAGAGGGAUCUGCAGUGUCGGAGAAGGAGAGCAUCGAUGCCCGAUUUGCGCCUAUCCAUGUCCAGCAGGUCGUCAUGUCGAAGCUUCACACAGCGGUGGUCACCUCCGAGCCUCGCGCCAACCUGCGCGUGUGCGGCUUUGGCAGCGGUGGUCGUCUGGGGCCCGGCCAACAUACGCAGUACAGCCUCAUCCCGCUCGCGCAGUUCAACAGCACCGUCGAUUCUGUCGCGCUCGGUCAGGACCACACGCUGCUAGUCACCAAGUCAGGCGAAGUCCACAGUUGGGGUCUGAACAGAUUCUCGCAGUUGGGAUAUGUGGUCGAGGUGGCGGAUAGUAUCCGGGCCCGGGGAGAGGAGCCUAUACAAACGACGGCGCGGAAGGUGGUAGGUCCCCUCAAGAACAAGGUUGUGUUGGGUGUCGCUGCAUGCAAGACUGCCUCGGCGUGUUGGACAGCUGGCGAGGUAUACACUUGGGGCACGAACAAUGGCCAACUGGGCUACGACAAGUCCGCUCACCCUGUCCAAGUCCUGCCGCGCGUCGUCACCAAAGUCUCCCAACCCGUAAUCUCCGUCUCCAUUACCGACAACGCCAUGGCAUGCCUGCUCUCCACGCAGGACGUCAUCUGCCUCUGGAACGACGGACACUUCAAGGUGAACUUCCCCGCCCAAUCGUUCCCCUCCGAGAUCGCCGCGUACCGGCCGCCACACUCGAUCAGCAACGCGAGCAUCGAGAAGAUCACGAGCUCGGAGGGCACGUUCGCCGCGCUCUCGAGCAACGGCGAGCUCUUCACGUUCACUGUCCCCGCCGGCGCGGAGUCCGGCGCGGGCGGGAGUAAAUCGAGGGCGGCGAUCGUCCCGCAGCGUGUCUGGGCCCUCAGGAAGAAGUUCACGGCUGUGAAGGACGUCGCUCUCGGCGCGGACGGCUCGAUCAUCAUCUGCACAGAGUCGGGGCAUGUCUUCGUGCGCACGCGCACGGCCAAGCCGGGCCACGGUGCCGCAGGCGGGGCGGCGGUCAAGACGCACAAAUUUACGCAGAUGCCUUAUUUGCAGCGCGUCGUCUGCGUGUGCGCGAACGUUACGGGCGCGUAUGGCGCGCUCAGGGUGGACUAUGUUCCCCCGCCGGUCAAGGUUGUGGGUCGGCUAGUCGCGCAGGACCUCGCGGAGGUGCAGCCGUGGUUGCGGUUUGAUGCGCUUGUGCAAGAGACGGGGAAGGGCGUGGUCUCGCCGACCGAGGUCGUUGGAUCUGGUGCGAUGGCACUCCUGAAUGAGGAUAUGGAGGAAGAGAUCAUGGAUGACGAACGCGAGGACUUCGUCAUCCAGAAGGACAUCAGAGACAUUCGGACCCUCCUCACCUUGCUUGAGGCCCUCAAGGCAGCAUACGCUUCCGAGCCCGCUCGCAGUCCCUUCGAAGGCAAGCGCCUCCCGCAUGGCGCCGACAUCCUCAUCCAGGUGCACUCGUAUGAGGUCCCUGCGCACCGCGUCAUGCUCGCCGCGCGUUCCCCCGCCCUCGCGCGUCUCCUCUCGGGGGGCGGGGCCAUCCAGGACGCGAGCUGGCGGUUGAGCAUCAGGCUCCUCCCGCCGAGGUCGCCCGACGCGCACCCGCGCCUCGCCAUCUCUGCGUGCCAGCCGCUCUCCGUCCUGCUAUUGCUGACCUACGUAUACUCCGAUGACGUGCCCGCGCUGUGGGACCCCCGCGUCGGCCUCGCGCUCUCGGGUGCCAUUCCUGCACUCGGAGUGCGCCUCGCACAGGUGAAGCAGGAGCUCCAGGCUCUCGCACGCGUGCUUGAGCUCCCCGCACUCUCCGCCUCGCUCGAAGCCCCCGUGAAGCGCGUGCCCAAGCCGACGAUGGUCGCCGACCUCACACGGCUCUUCACCUCCAGCCAGAUACAGCCACAAAUGCAAGGCCCACGCGGGGCGCGCGACCCGCUCGCGCCCGACGUCGUGCUCCGGCUGGCAGACAAGGAUGUGCGCACGCACGCGCUGGUGCUGCGCGCGCGCUCGCCGUUCUUCGCGGCGUUCUUCGACGAGGAGGAGUGGACGCGGACGCGGUGGACGCCCGAGGGCACUGUCGUGGUCGACCUCCGACAUCUGCGCUGGAGGGAGAUGGAGCUCGUGUGUCGGUGGAUGUGCUGUGGCGGGGAUGCGGAGAUGUUUGAUGUCAUAGAGCAUGUCAACUCGGUUGAUGACUUACUGGACUUUAUGUUCAAUGUCAUGUCUGCGGCGAACGAGCUUCAUCUCGACCGUUUGAUGUUCCUCUGCUCCGAAGUCAUCCUCAAGCGCGUGAACGUGCUCAACGUAUGCGCCGUGCUCUCUGACGCUUCGUUCUACCACGCACUUCCGCUCGUCGCCUCGUUGCACGCCUACAUGGCCGCGAACAUGGAGACAAUCCUCGAGAGCCGUAUGCUCGAUGACCUUCCCCUCUCCCUGAUCAAGCAACUCUCGGUCUUCGUGCGCGAACAGCAAGCCCACAAGUAUCCCGUCUCGCGUUCAACUCUGCUGGUAGACCGCGCGAUGCAGUUGCACGGCGCAUGGCUCGCGCUGCAAGACAUCCCGCAGCCAAUCGUGUCCACACACAAGAUGGGCGCUUUCAGGGACUCCCCGCGGCUCUCGCCACCUGGGCCGGGCAAGCGCAACCGCCGGACGUCCCAGUUCGCGACGUCUCCGCCGAGCAGCCCCGUCGUGCGUCCGGUGCUCGCGCCGCCGCCGUCUGCACAGAGCUUUCCCGCGGAUGACGAGGUCUUCAUGAUGGACGAUGCGGGGCCGUCUACGCCGAGUCAGCCGGCUGCUCCUCUGCCCGAGGCUGCUGCAGGGUGGCGUGCUAUUUCCUCUGCGCCUAGGGUUGACAUGCGGACUAUCAUGGCGGAGACGGAGAGCAGCACCUCAGUGAGGCGGACCCCUGUUCCAGGGCCCAUCGCACGCAAGCCUAGCUCGGAGAUGCCCACUCCCUUCCGUGGAACGCCUCCCAAGGCCGCCAACUUCCCUGUGCUACCCCGCGCCCCGUCGGACUCGCCAUGGAGGAUGCCGCAGCCCCCGGUCACGCCGACGAGGCCACCGGUAGGCCUGCCUUCGGUACCGACGCCUGGUAGCGGCGGUCGGCCAGAACAGUCGUCCGUAUCUCGGCCCACGGCGACCGCACCGGGGACGCAGCCUCCCACACCGACCAAGAAGCCUGCGGCAUCAGUGGGUAUGGGACCUACCAUCACGCCGUCGAAGAAACCAGCACCAGCCAAGCAUUCGCCUGGAAGCAUCCGCCGCGUGUCAAGCGGCAGCGUAUGGACUCUCCCUCCCGUCCAACCUGUCGUCCAGUCGUCCACUACCACUGGCAUGUCCUUCGUGGCCAUCCAAGAGCUUCAACGUGAACAGGAUCGCGGGCCCGACAAAGACAAGCGAUCGCUUCUCCAGAUACAAGAGGAGGAGCAAGCCCGACAGGCCGAGGAAGACUUCUUGAGGUGGUGGACCGCCGAGGAGGCGCGGCUCAAGGCUGAGGAGCAAGGUGUUCCUCAAGGUUCUCAACGUCCCCAGAAGUCGAGGAAGCCCAAGCCGUCCAAGCCCAAGGCUCCCAAGGCUGAAGCGGCUAGUGGACCCUCUGCUGCCCCCGCUUUCUCUUCCGCUCCGAAGCAGGACCGCGAGGCUCAAGGACAAGCCAAGAAGCCCCGUAAGACUCGGCCUGCGAAAGGCAGCACUGCUCCCAAGUCGACCGAUCAGUAG
Messenger RNA from Rhodofomes roseus, 4563 nucleotides. RefSeq lists its product as uncharacterized. The transcript is spliced from 9 exons. The coding region runs from base 280 to 4563 and encodes 1427 amino acids. Gene Ontology annotation, molecular function: protein binding. Lineage: Eukaryota; Fungi; Basidiomycota; Agaricomycetes; Polyporales; Fomitopsidaceae. The record is from RefSeq and is a predicted model, not a curated record.